Molecule: messenger RNA, 328 nt
Organism: Tupaia belangeri chinensis (Chinese tree shrew)
Lineage: Eukaryota; Metazoa; Chordata; Mammalia; Scandentia; Tupaiidae
Product: translation machinery-associated protein 7-like
Exons: 2
Coding region: 1-216 (71 amino acids)
Source: RefSeq, a predicted model, not a curated record
AUGAACGUAGGAAUCAGGCCAGGAAUCACGAUCAGGUUUGCAUUCUUAGACUCUGGCUGUCUAAGUGGAAGAGUGCGAUGGAAGGCUGAGUGGGAAGAUAAGAUUUUCAAGCAGAAGCAAAAAGAAGAGCAGAAGAAGCUCGAGGAGCUAAAAGCGAAGGCGGCGGGGAAGGGCCCCCUGGCCUCAGGUGGAAUUAAGAAAUCUGGCAAGAAGUAAGGUGCUCCUUGUGUCUGGAGCAUGGCGACCACCCUGGAUUCCUUUCCUAUUUAAACAUCUGGAUUCCCCACCGUAGCAGCUACAGCUAGAAUGAAGUGUUGUCUUAGAGCGU